AUGUCUGGUCGUGGUAAAGGUGGUAAGGGCCUCGGGAAAGGGGGUGCUAAGCGCCACCGCAAGGUUCUGCGCGACAAUAUUCAGGGUAUUACCAAACCCGCUAUUCGUCGUCUGGCUCGUCGUGGUGGCGUAAAGCGUAUUUCCGGUCUCAUCUAUGAAGAGACCCGGGGGGUGCUGAAGGUGUUUCUGGAAAAUGUGAUCCGGGACGCUGUCACCUACACGGAGCACGCCAAGCGCAAAACUGUCACCGCCAUGGAUGUGGUCUACGCGCUUAAGCGCCAGGGACGUACCCUUUACGGCUUCGGCGGUUAA
Molecule: messenger RNA, 312 nt
Organism: Rangifer tarandus platyrhynchus (Svalbard reindeer)
Lineage: Eukaryota; Metazoa; Chordata; Mammalia; Artiodactyla; Cervidae
Source: the annotation of a GenBank genome assembly